Molecule: messenger RNA, 1956 nt
Organism: Penicillium salamii
Lineage: Eukaryota; Fungi; Ascomycota; Eurotiomycetes; Eurotiales; Aspergillaceae
Source: the annotation of a GenBank genome assembly
AUGUCUUUUGUCUCGCAUCGGGAGAUUCCUCGUUCGACCAUUUGCAUGGACCUCUUACGUUGUGCUUCGCGGUUGAAGCUCCCGAGAUACUGGGCAAGGCAAUUGCUGCCAAGUCCACCGCGUCAUGUGCGGUUUAACACCAAUGAGUCGACCGCCACUCCGGGGGUCGUACUCCGCGACUACCAAGAGGAGAGCAUUCAAUCCGUCUUGAAGUAUUUGGGCGACGGCCACAGACGGUUGGGAAUUUCCCUUGCUACAGGAGCUGGUAAAACAGUCAUCUUUACACAGCUUAUCAGCCGAAUCCCCCCUCCCAAUGCGAAAGCCACCAAGACUAUGAUCAUUGUCCAUCGACGAGAACUCGUGGAACAAGCUGCCAGACAUUGCCGCCUUGCAUACCCCGAAAAAACAGUGGAAAUCGAAUCAGGCACGAGUGUCGCGACUGGAGUAGGGGACAUUAUCAUUGCGACUGUUCAGACACUAUCGCGAGGACGAAUAUUCAAGUUUGAUCCAGAUGCUUUCAAGCUUGUUCUGGUAGAUGAGGCACACCACAUUGUUGCAAAAUCAUAUCGCACGGCGUUGGGCCACUUCGGAUUGAACGAGCUAUCUACAAGUGGCCCAGUUCUGGUCGGCGUUUCAGCCACCUUUUCACGAUUCGAUGGACUCAAGCUAGGAGCUUCCAUUGACCACAUUGUCUACCAUAAAGAUUAUGUCGACAUGAUUGCCGACAAGUGGCUGGCCAACGCCGUGUUCACAACAGUGAAAAGCGGCGCCAAUCUAUCUAAAGUCAAGAAAGAUAGUUUCGGGGAUUUCGCCUUAGGCUCACUGUCAAAGGCAGUCAAUACUGAGAUUACAAACAAUAUCACCAUCCGAGCUUGGAUGGCUAAUGUGGAGGACCGCAAAUCCACACUGGUCUUUUGUGUCGACAUCGAGCAUGCGCAGCAACUUACUGCUGCGUUUCGCGACAAUGGCAUAGAUGCCAGGUAUAUCACAUCGAACACACCGACGGCCCACCGCGCCAAAGAGCUGAAGGCUUUCAAAAAUCAGGAGUUCCCAGUUCUGCUAAACUGCGGUCUAUUCACAGAAGGCACGGAUAUCCCGAACAUCGACUGUGUGCUGCUUGCUCGACCCACCAGGUCUCGAAAUCUACUGAUUCAGAUGAUCGGGCGAGGAUUGCGACUCUUCCCUGGCAAAAAAGAUUGCCACGUUAUUGAUAUGGUGGCGUCUCUGGAUACCGGUGUCAUAUCAACACCAACAUUGUUCGGCUUAGACCCAGACGAGGUCAUGGACAAGGUCAGCGGGGACGAGGCCAAAAGUCCUAGCGAAAAGCCCGAUCGCAGCGCAAGCCUGGAAGACGAGCCCCUCAGUGGUCCAGACAACGAUCUCAAACUUCAAUUCACAACGUACGACAGCAUCUAUGAUCUCUUAGGAGACAUACAGUCAGAGAGACAUAUCCGAUCUAUCAGUCCGAACAGUUGGGUUCGGGUUGGCGAUGACAGAUACAUCCUCGCCGAAGCCUCGGGAUGGCUCACCAUCGAAAAGGAAGAUGGCAUUUUCACAUCAUAUCAUGUCAUGAAAUGGAAAAAUCCAGACAGUCAAACACCCAAUUUCACACGGCCACGAAAGAUCGCAACAGGGCCAGAUCUUGAAACCAUCGCACGGGCAGCAGACACAUUUGCCAGUAGCAAAUUCGACUUGCAUUAUAUUGCAACGCACAAACCUUGGCGAAAGGCCCCAGCAACACCGGGACAAAUCAAGGUCCUGAACACAGCUCACAUUCGGGAUGGCCAGAUCAAACCCGAAGACCUGACUCGUGGCCAGGCGGCUGAUAUGAUCACUAAGCUGAAACAUGGGGGCAAAAAGCGUUUCAAGGAUAUAGAAGUUAUCAAGCGGAAACAGCUGCGACAAGCGAAGCUGCAGAGCCGAGAGCAUGUUAAUGUCGGUCCGGUCGAGGCUUGA